Messenger RNA from Camarhynchus parvulus, 2355 nucleotides. RefSeq names its product nuclear assembly factor 1 ribonucleoprotein (gene NAF1). The record is from RefSeq and is a predicted model, not a curated record. The coding region runs from base 43 to 2073 and encodes 676 amino acids. Gene Ontology annotation, cellular component: sno(s)RNA-containing ribonucleoprotein complex. Lineage: Eukaryota; Metazoa; Chordata; Aves; Passeriformes; Thraupidae. Gene Ontology annotation, molecular function: RNA binding. Gene Ontology annotation, biological process: box H/ACA snoRNP assembly; ribosome biogenesis; pseudouridine synthesis. The transcript has 8 exons.
GGCGCGCGCCGGGGGCGGUGCUGCGGCCCGCGUGGCGCGGGAAUGGAGGGGCCGCUGGAUAACCCGGCCGUGGGGCCGGGCGGGCAGCGAGAGGUGGUGGAGCAGUUGGAGGACCUGGCUGUGGAGCCGGGAGGGCAGCGGGAAGUGGUGGAGCAGCUGGAAAGCCUGGCUGUGGAGCCAGGCGGGCAGCGGGAGGUGGUGGAGCAGAUGGAGAGCCUGGCCAUGGUGCCGGGAGGGCAGCGAGAGGUGAUGGAGCAGCUGGAGAACUCGGCCGUGGGACCAGGCGGGCAGCUGGGGAACUCGUCUUUGGGGCCCGGCGGGCAGCGGGAAGUGGUGGAGCAGAUGGAGGACCUGGUCGUGGGGCCGGGAGGGCAGCGAGAGGUGAUGGAACAGCUGGAGAACCUGGCCGUGGAGCCGGACAGGCAGCGGGAGAACCUGGGGCCUGGCGGGCAGCGGGAAGUGGUGGAGCAUCUGGAGAACCCGGCUUUGGGGCCUGGCGGGCAGCGGGAAGUGGUGGAGCAUCUGGAGAACCCGGCUUUGGGGCCGGGCGAGCAGCGGGAGGUGGUGGAGCAUCUGGAGAACCCGGCCGUGGGGCCUGGCGGGCAGCGAGAGGUGGUGGAACAGCUGGAUAACCCGGCCGUGGAGCCGGGCGAGCAGAGGGAAAUGGUGGAGCAGCUGGAGAACCCAGCUUUGAGGCCGGGCGGGCAGCAGGAAUUGGUGGAGGAGAUGGAAUGCCUGACCGUGGAGCCGGGCGAGCAGCGGGAAGUGGUGGAGCAGGUGGAGAACCCGGCCGUGGGGCCUGGCGGACAGCGAGAGGUGGUGGAGCAGCUGGAGAACCCGGCCGUGGAGGCGGGCGGGCAGCGGGCGGCCGAGCAGGAGAUGCUGCAGAGCCCUGCGGAGGGCGGCGGGGAAGCCCAGACCCCUCUGCCCCCAGCCGCGGGACCGCGCCGCUUGCCGCCGCCCGCCUGGCCCCGCUCUCCCGCUGCCGCCGUGCCCUCGUCGGACUCGGACAGUGAUUCAGAUUCAGAUAGUUCAUCAAGUACACUCUUCUCUUCAUCUUCAUCUUCAGCAGUAUCUGAUGAAGAUGAUCAUCCAAAUGAGAAGGAUAACAGAUCUUACUGUCUUAGGACAAAGGAUGAGUUGCCUAUUGAUAAAUUACCUCCUGUUGAAGACUUAUCAAUAGUUCUUCCAGAUAAUGUUGAACUGAAGCUCUUUGGGACAGUUUCCAGUGUCAUUGAGCAGCUAGUAAUAAUUGAAUCACUGAAAGGCCUACCUCCAGUAAAUGAGGAAAGCAUAAUUUUUAAAGAAGAUCGGCAAGCAGUAGGAAAGAUAUUUGAGGUAUUUGGUCCUGUUUCACAUCCUUUUUAUGUGAUAAGAUUUAACAGCUCUGAGCAUAUCAAAGAGAAAGGUAUUAAUGUGCAAGAUAGCAUGUAUUUUGCUCCAUCAGUAGAGGACUUCACCCAGUAUAUAUUUGCAGAAAAACUAAAACAGGAAAAAGGUUCAGAUGCAUCUUGGAAGAAUGACCAAGAACCACCACCUGAAGUUUUGGAUUUCAGUGAUGAUGAAGAAGAAAGAGAGGCAAAACAGAAGAAAAAGAAACCUCAAAGUCAAGGAAGGAAGAAAGUCCGAUCAGAAACACUUCCACCAAGUGAGAAUAGAGAACUUCAUCACUCAGUGCAACAGCCUUCUUCAAGUUACUCAAGGGGAUACCGUGGCAGAGGGUUCUCCAGGGAUCUGUUUUCUCCUCCGUCAGGCCCUCGAGGGUUUUUCAGACCGCAAGUAAGACCACCACCGCUGUACUUUUCAGACUGGAGGAUGCACCAGGAACCACCAGUGUUCCCACAACCUCACAGAAGAGAAAAUCCAGUGAUGCAACAGUAUGGCUUUCCUCCUCCAGAUUUUGGUUACGCCAGUGAUUGGCAUCAAUUCCCCCCUCCGCCUUCAAAUAUGAAUAUGAUGUGGACAGGCCCAAACAUGUACAAUUCAUCCUACUCAUUUCUGCCACCACCGCCGCCACCACCACCGCCACCUCCUCCUCCAGACAGCCAUCCUCCUCAGUUCAGGCCUUCCUGAGGUUCCAUAUGGGUCCAUGUAGAACAUUGCAGUUUAUAGGGAGAAAGAACAGCCUGCAGGACUGCAUUCCCUUAUUCUGGAGAUGCUUUUUCUACCGCAGCGGUAGAACAAAUGCACAGUUCUGUGCUCUGUGGGGCAUCUGUAGGAAAUUAUUUUUUUCUAUGUAUGUUUUCUGUAUCCAAAAAGAAAUUUAUAUGAUAUAAGUAACUGAAUAUUGAAUAAUAGUUUAUUUUUAUAUCUGCUACUUUAAGAUGAUAAAUAAAAGCCUUUUGGAGAUUGGUA